GUGGGCGGAUGGAUGGAUGGAUGGGGCUGAUCCAGAAAAAAAACAGGGAUGGAGAGGUAGGAAGUAUCGAGAAGCAAUGGCGGCUCUCAAGAAGGCGUCCACGCCCGGGGCCAGGAACCCAGGACCUGGCGGGGACUCAGCCCCGAGCUUCGCUCGCAAAGCACUGGAGAGAAGCGAGUGGACGAGAGGAGGAGGAGGUGACUUACCCAGAGCCGACUGUGGAACAGUAUGAACGGGGAGGCGGCGAUGGCUGCAACUGUUCAAAUGAGUUCAGGGAAGGAAGAUUGGACCAAAGAGGAACUCUUGAUGCUGCUGGAGAGUAUUAAGACCAUCAUUCCUCACAAUGACGUCAUGAAGUUUAAGACGACUGAAUCGCACAUAGACUGGAACAAGGUGACAUUUCGCAACUUCACCGGAGAGAUGUGCAAACAGAAGUGGAGUGAGAUCUCACAUGAAGUGAGGAAAUUUCGCACAUUAACAGAACUGAUUAUGGACGCGCAGGAACAUGUGAGGAAUCCAUACAAAGGAAAAAAGCUGAAGAAACAUCCCGAUUUCCCCAAGAAGCCACUCACUCCCUAUUUUCGAUUCUUUAUGGAGAAAAGGGCAAAAUAUGCAAAGCUUCACCCUGAAAUGAGCAACUUGGAUCUGACCAAAAUUCUCUCUAAGAAAUACAAGGAGCUGCCAGAGAAGAAAAAGAUGAAAUAUAUUCAGGAGUUUCAGAAAGAGAAGGAGGAUUUUGAGCAUAACAUGGCCAGGUUCAGAGAGGACCAUCCAGAACUGUUGGAGUCGGUAAAGAGAACUGAUGUUCCAGAAAAACCAAAAACGCCCCAGCAGCUGUGGUACCUCCAUGAGAAAAAAGCUUUCAUGAAGCUGCACCCGCAGGCAACGAUGAAGGAUGUGAAAGAUGCACUGGGCAAGCAGUGGUCCCAGCUGUCUGACAAGAAGCGGUUGAAGUGGAUUGGCAAAAGCUUGGAGCAGCGUGAAGUAUACGAGGAAGCAAUGAGAGAUUACAUCAUGCGUCACCCAGAGCUCAGUAUUAGUAUGGACGAUUUGACCAAAAACACGCUGACCAAAGCUGAGCGGCAACUGAAGGAUAGAUUUGAUGGACGACCCACCAAACCACCCCCGAAUGGCUAUUCUCUAUACUGUGCGGAGCUAAUGUCCAACAUGAAGGACAUCCCCAGCACAGAGCGUAUGGUCCUCUGUAGCAAACAGUGGAAAAUGCUGUCUCAGAAAGAGAAAGAUGCCUAUCAGAAACGCUGUGAACAGAAAAAGAAGGAAUACGAGAUCGACCUCCAUCGGUUUUUGCAGAGCCUCCCUGUGCACGAGCAGCAGCGAGUCCUUGGUGAAGAGAAGAUGUUUGGAGUAAACAAGAAAGCAGCGAGCAACUUGAAGCAGGGUGGGCUUAAAGGUACCCCAUCCUCUACAGAAGCGACCAAGAAUGCCUCUGACAAACCAAAGCGUCCAAUCUCUGCCAUGUUCAUUUUCUCGGAAGAGAAGCGCAAGAAACUGCAGAAGGAUCAGCCCGAGUUGUCGGAGAGCGAGCUGACCAGGAAGCUCGCCAGGAUGUGGACCGAACUAUCCGAUAAGAAAAAGGAGAAGUAUCGGCGUAUGGAGACCGAAGCAAAAGCUGAAUCCGAACAGAAAAAGCAGAAAGACAAAAAAGGUGCUGAUAUCCGAGGAAAGCUGCCCGAGCCACCCAAGACUGCGGAAGAGAUCUGGCAGCAGAACGUGAUUGGAGACUACUUGGCAAAGUUCAGGAAUGAUCGCAGUAAGGCUAUAAAAGCAAUGGAGUCCACGUGGAGUGCAAUGGAGAAAAAGGAGAAAAUAGUGUGGAUUAAAAAGGCAGCCGAAGAUCAAAAGCGAUACGAGAGAGAAUUAAGUGAAUUGCGGUCACCGGCACCAACGCCCAUGCCCAAGAAAAUGAAGUUUGAAGGGGAGCCAAAAAAAGCACCAAUGAAUGGUUACCAAAAAUUUUCGCAAGAGCUUCUCACAGGUGGUGAGCUGAACCAUCUGAACCUGAAGGAGCGAAUGGUAGAGAUUGGGAGAAGGUGGAGGAAGGUCACUCAAGCUCAGAAGGAUCGCUACAAGAAAAUGGCAGAAGAGCAGCAGUGUCAGUACAAAAUCACUCUGGAAACUUGGCUAAAGAGUCUGUCUCCACAGGAGAGAGCAGUCUACAAGGAAUACACUGCAAGCAAACGCAAGAGCACCACAAAGCCCCAGGCUCCGAAUCCCAAAGUGAAAGUCACGUUGCAAACACAGAAUGCGACGGAAAGUGAGGACUCUGAUGAUGAUGAUGAGGAAGAGGAGGAAGAAGAAAAGGCCAAUUCCUCCGAAUCCGAGGACGGGGAUGACUCCUCGGGUUCAGACAGUGAGGAGGAAAGUGAGGAAGACGACGACGGGGAUGAGAAUGCAGAGGAAGAAGAAGAUGAGGACGGUGAGGAAGAUGAAAACCAGUCAGACAGCAGCAGUAGUUCUUCAUCAGAGGAAUCGUCCGACUCCGAUUCUGACUAAAACAAAAAAAAGCUCAACUUUCAUCUUCCUGGCAGUAUUGAAGAUCAGCCCCCCACCUGCCCCCACAUCCAUACACAAAGGGCUUUCACGCCCACUACCAGCACUGUUUAAGAGAGACAUCUGACAGAAACAAAGGCUUGUUACACAAUAAAUCUGAAGGGUGAUCCAGCCAUCAUUUUGCCCGGUCAGUUUUACACUAACCGGGCUCUGUUCUGUUUCAAAUUGCUUUCAGCUCAUUGGAAAACCACUAGUGAUGUAAGUAAGAGUGGAUCGAUUUGGAGUAGAACUCAUAGGAAGUUUUUCCACCCUAGCUAGAUAUUCCGAAAGCACUUGCCUAUCUAACAGCCCGCUCGCUGACUGACAAAGUGAUGCUCAAGACUCAAUUCCUGCAACUCAGCACACAAAUUAUCUGGCAUUGCUGAAAAAAGUGUUGGAUGGAAUGGCAAGAAAGUGUGGGUGUGCUCGAGUGGGUACUUGCUCACUGUAUUGAAAGAUAUGCUUUGGGUUCACAAGACCAUUCGUACUUGCAUUACCAGGCCCAAAAGCUUUUUUAAUUAUUUUUUAAAUACGGCCGCAAUGAAGUUGGAUUUUAGUCCUUUUGUCCGCCUUGGGAUGUCCUCCUGACGUGAAAAGCGAUAUACAAAUGUAAUUUUGUUUCCUGAUUGAACCAAGCAGGAAGGAUCAAUGUGGCGUGCACAGAGCGUUCAAAUUGCUGACACCUCUUUGGCAUGCCAAGUGUUGGUUUGGUAAUGCCUGGUCUCUUAUAUAGGAUGCUUCAAGGCGGGUAAAGAGCUGGACAGGGUAAAAGGGCAGUUUCUUGUUUAUGAAGGGGGCGGGGGUGUCCUUGGUCGAAGUCAAUGAAAAGUUCUGAAAAUGUUGCGGAUUUGUAAAUAUAGUGGGACUUCUUUACUUGACUGUUUUUGCAAUUGCUGGGAUAAACCUCAGUAGUGUGAACGCAAUUGAGAUGUCUGCAACCAAAGCAUUUUCCCUUUUCCUAUUUGCGGUGGUGGCAGACGUGCUUCUAUCACCACCUGUGCCCUUCACGAUUCCACAGGAAUCUUCCCACAGACUAUAACCCACUUCAUUCCGGUAACUAAACUUUUUUUAUUUUUCUGCAUGUGUAGUCUUUCCUUAUUGUACUUAGCUGAAGGAGGAUUUGACUGCAAUGCUGCAGAAGGCCUAGGUAUUUUGUAUCAUUUUAGUCCAUCGAUUCACUAUAUAUGUAGGAGUUUAAUCUCGAUGUUUUAGAUGCAGUCCAGUGUCCAGCCAGCAGCAGAAACUGCAAAUAGCUUUUUCCUUUUUGUACUUUCAAAACUUGUCUCGUCACUUACAAAUGUAAUGUACAGUAGCUCUACCAUCAAAAAACAAAAUGCAAAGCAUAUUAUGAGAAUAGUUUUAAUGGACUCUUCCAUCCUCCUUUUGAAAUGUUUGAGUUGAAAGGUGAUUCUUACAACUGGAGUUUGUUUUAAAGAGAGCUGCUGACUUGUAUCCUGUACAUAGCUCCCUUGGGUGUUAGGCAUUGUUACAAUGAAAUUACAAUUCUACAAUAAACUGAGGCCCAACACUUGCUUUCCUGGGGGAAGAAAUCAGGUUCUACUUGCAGUUUUCACUGAUACUCACCAGAAUUUACAAGAAAUCUCUGGUUGUCCUUUCCUGAGAUGAUCCAAAUCUGUACCUCCAAACAAAUGGUCCUAUGCAUAAAAGGAGACUAACGAGGUUUACCAGUCUCCAGCCCUCCAGUUUUCUAGGCGACUCUAAACUGGCAGAGGAGAGCAGCGCGACAUGCAGGAAGGAAACCCCUUUGCAACAACUGAGCCUUUUUUUAAAUUUAACCCGACCAGUAGCUUUGCUUAAACUCCAAGUUCUAAUUGGAUUCCUUUCAGCUUGCACCCACUUCCAAAGCGGGGUGGUGUACUUUUAAAAGGGUACUGAGAGGGGCACUUUUAUUGUAUUAGUGUUCGGUUUGAAUGAGGACGUAUGGUAUCUGUAUAUAAUGUUGUUUUGUAUUUUGCCGCUUUACUUUCCAUUUAUUUUUUUCUGGUUCUUACAGUAAGGACAGGAGCACUGGGCGUGUGUACUGUAAGAGGUGAAAUGAGUGCAUUUUUGCACUCGUGUGACAUUGUCCGAGUAACCUAUACGUACGUACCAUGUUACUUUUGGCUUCUGUGACCUUCUGGGAAUUUUUCUAAUAUUUAAAGAUUGUUUUGUAGAGAGAAUGCCUCACUGAUUUGUAUUUGCUGAUUCUUGUAAUUUGAUGUUGAAACUUCAAACAUUUUAUAGGGGAAAACGUUCCUUUUGUUCGAGUGGUUAUAAGCAUCAAUUAAAAAAAAUGAAAAAGUGA
Messenger RNA from Callorhinchus milii (elephant shark), 4855 nucleotides. RefSeq names its product upstream binding transcription factor (gene ubtf). The record is from RefSeq and is a predicted model, not a curated record. The transcript has 21 exons. Lineage: Eukaryota; Metazoa; Chordata; Chondrichthyes; Chimaeriformes; Callorhinchidae. Bases 229 to 2514 code for a protein of 761 amino acids.